AACACGACGUACUAAGCCUAAACACACCAGCGCAAGUAGCGGCUGUAUUGCAAUUAUUCUUCAGCCGAACCGCUGUAGCAACGCCCUGUAUGUAGAUACAGGAUAAUUGUCAUGUCAUCUGGUGGUAAAUUAACAUCCCUUUAGUAAUAUAUUUAAUUAGAAUUAGAAAUUCUCAUCUCCCGCGAACCAAUCAGCUGCAUGGACAUCGACUGCGUUCUUUUUGCUCGUUAGCACGUCAAAGCUCAAGCUCAAUAUUUCCAGAGCUUCUUGGAACAGAAAAAAAAAAACACUCCAUGUACUUAGCCUACAGACACCAGCAGAAGUAGCAGCGGUAUUGCAAUUAUUCAGCCGAACCGUUGUAUAUAGCAACGCUAGUAAAUUCACGCAGUCGUCAUUUUUCAGCGACGUUAUCAAACUGCACGGGUACUUUUCGAGCACCUACCCAGCUGAUCGACAGAAAACCAAAUAAAUCUCUUUUCUUUCUGUCACAAAGUGUACAUGUCACCCCAAACCAGAUGCAUAUCUAGUGUGUACUUUGUCUCCUGUGGUCUGGCGAGCUUGGGAUACAUCUAAUUGUAGUUAAUUAAACUGGGAACAAUUUUGACUUGUCCAGUCGACUUCGUUAGGAUCUCACACUGCACGCACCAUGGCUGGCACUCUGGGAGUAGACACGCUAGAUAUUGUGAUAAUCUGCUUGUAUUUUGUUUUCGUCGUCUUAGUUGGCUUGUGGUCGAUGUACAAGUCCAACCGAAGCAAUGCGAAGGGAUACUUUCUUGCGGGUAGAACGAUGGCCUGGUGGCCGGUUGGCGCUUCCAUCUUCGCCAGUAACGUUGGGACUGGUCACUUCAUCGGCUUGGCCGGUACUGGGGCAGCUUCAGGCUUGGCUGUCGGUAUCUUUGAAGUCCAGGCAAUCUACUAUGUGCUCUUGCUCGCAUGGGUUUUCGUCCCCGUUUACACUUCUGCCGGGGUGUUCACCAUGCCGGAGUAUCUAAGGAAGCGUUACGGGGGUCAAAGGUUACGAAUCGUCGUGUCCGUCUUCUCGCUGUUUCUGUACAUCCUCAUGAAAAUAUCGGUCGAUAUCUUCUCCGGAGCCAUCUUCAUCCAGCAAGCAUUCGAUUGGAACAUGUACUUAUCGACUGUGGUACUGUUGCUUUUUACUACCACAUACACAAUCACAGGCGGCCUCGGGGCGGUGAUGUACACAGAUACGCUGGGUUCGUUCGUCAUGGUCAUCGGUGGUUUUGUGCUCAUGGGACUCGCUGUCGGCGAAGUAGGAGGCUACGAGGAACUAAUAGUGAAGUACAUGCAAGCCAUCCCUAACACGACCCUGGCUGACCCGACCACGGCGUGCGGCUACCCACGAGCAGACGCCUUCAAUAUGAUGCGGGACCCGGUCACAUCGGACCAGCCCUGGCCUGGUGCGGUCAUCGGGCUCUUCUUCAUGGGCACUUGGUACUUUUGCGCCGAUCAGGUGAUUGUUCAGCGUGCUCUGGCAGCCAAGAAUGUCACCCACGCCAAGGCGGGAUCCGUGCUCGCCAGUUACCUCAAACUCUGCAUGAUCUUCAUGAUAGUCUUCCCAGGCAUGAUUGCACGGAUAUUAUUCACAGAUGAUGUUGCAUGCGUCGACCCGGCCGAGUGUAAACGAAUCUGUGAUAGCGAAGUAGGAUGCAGCAACAUCGCAUACCCGAAGCUGGUGAUGGAGCUCAUGCCAAGUGGUGUCCGUGGUUUGAUGGUGGCAGUCAUGAUGGCCGCCCUCAUGAGUUCACUCACGUCCAUCUUCAACAGCGGUAGCACCAUCUUCACUAUGGACAUCUGGCGUCGAAUUCGCCCAAAGGCAACCAAUAGGGAAAUCAUGGCCGUUGGGAGGUUGUUUGUGGUCUUCCUGUUGGCUGUCAGCCUCAUGUGGGUACCCAUCGUCCAAUCAUCGCAAUCGGGUCAAAUUUUCGUCUACAUCAACUCUAUGCAGUCUUACUUUACCCCUCCCAUCUUUGCCUGUUUUGCCAUGGGCGUGGCCUGGGGACGAACCACGGAGAAGGGUGCCUUUUGGGGGCUCAUCAUCGGUAUUUUCCUGGGCAUGCUGCGCAUGAUUCUUGACAUCAUCUACCCAGUACCGCCUUGUGGAAGUCCAGACACCAGACCGGCCGUGGUGAAGAUUCACUACUUGUAUUUCAACUGCAUCGUCGCUUUCAUCUCACUGGCCAUAACAAUUGUGAUCAGCUUAUUGACAAAGAAACUACCAGAUGAAUAUGUGGUCGGGAUGACGUGGUGGACACGUGGCAAACGGCCAUUGGCUCCCUCAGGAAGUAGCAGGAAGGCCGUAUUGGUAGAAGAGGAAGAAGACGAGGAAGAAUCUGAAGACGAGAUUGACAAGCAAGUUGCGUCAUUCCCACGUUGGAAGAAAGCCGUCUUCUGGCUGUGCGGCAUUUCGCAAGAGGUCGACGAAUCCUCGGAGAACGUGGCGUCUAUCAAAGAAAAUCCAAAAUGGCAGAAGUUCGUGACAGUCAAUGCACUCAUCGUCAUCGGUUUUGCAAUCGGAAUCAAUGUUUUAGUUUGGUAAAACAGAUUAUUUACAAGAAUUGCACCCAAGGUUUAAUAGCUCAGGUUAAUACCUUUCACGUUGUGUAUAUAAUUAUCAUUUAACCAUAUUGACGCGCCAGGUCGUUAUGCGCCGUACCGGUUUGCAACUUUUUGGGGGAAGAUUUUUUUUUAUUGUGCUCAGAGUCCGCGUUGGCAUUAUCGGCUCGAUAGAUGCUCUAGCAUGUUUAAUAACAAAUUGUGGUUUAUGCCUAUACAAUUGAUUUUUAAUUGUGAUUUGAUGUAAUAAUUUCCAUAAGUAGCAAACACGUUGCAAUGCCAAACUAGUAGGAUUGCAAUGGUCGUGUAAUGAUAGACCAUAAUAAUAGCUCCAUGGAUAGACCUAAGACAUUAUGACGCGUCCUACCUGGCUCUCAUAGGAAAACGCACACUAGUGUAAACAAAGCGUGACGUCAUUAUGUUAUAUUUCUAUUCGCGCUCUGUAAAACCACAUGAAGCAAGACGAUUCAUAAUUAUAAUCUAGUCGUACCAUGGAGCUAUGUACUUCCAUGGUUGUACUAUAUGCAUGUAAUCAUCAUUAUAACCAGUUAAUUUACGUUCAGCUGUGCCUUAUCGGAGUGACAACGUCGAAGUGGAUGAUUUGAAAUGAUCGUAUAGGCUAUUUCAUAUUAUUUUAUAUUAACAAUAUAACCGCCUGCUUAACUGUAGCCAUUAAUUGUACGCAAGUCGGCAGGACAUUAAUUGUGGACCAUUAACCUGGUGGGCCGCUUCGUCUUUUUUGCAAUCUCGAUGAUUUGGUCAA
Messenger RNA from Patiria miniata (bat star), 3337 nucleotides. Its product is annotated as sodium/glucose cotransporter 4-like. Gene Ontology annotation, biological process: transmembrane transport. The transcript is spliced from 15 exons. Bases 647 to 2557 code for a protein of 636 amino acids. Gene Ontology annotation, cellular component: plasma membrane. Lineage: Eukaryota; Metazoa; Echinodermata; Asteroidea; Valvatida; Asterinidae. The record is from RefSeq and is a predicted model, not a curated record. Gene Ontology annotation, molecular function: D-glucose:sodium symporter activity.